AUGACAUCAUGGCUCUCCCCACCCCUCCUCCUCCUCCUCCUCCUCUGCCUCCUCCCUCCCCAGACCCUUUCCACUCCACACCGCGUUAACAAGUCUAGACCUCCAGCUCUUUCGCGCUUAUGCCGUACGACCGCCCUUCGUUACAACCUGUCAACGGCUAGAGAAGUCGUGAGCCUCGCGCAUGACAUCAUAUUCGGGCUGCUGUGUGGGGAGGCUGUGCGUUUCAGCUGCGCACCACCAGGGCAGAACCGAGAUGCUCAGCCGCCACGCCUGACCGGAGAGUCCAGAACACCGCGCCCUGGCCGUCCUGUGACGUUAUGUCAGGGCCAAAAGUACACGAGAGCAUGGGAAACACAUGGUGUGGCUGCGGAGCUUAUCCGCCUUGGGGCUAAAAGUUGA
Messenger RNA from Exserohilum turcica Et28A, 399 nucleotides. RefSeq lists its product as uncharacterized. NCBI's taxonomy places the organism in Eukaryota, Fungi, Ascomycota, Dothideomycetes, Pleosporales, Pleosporaceae. Bases 1 to 399 code for a protein of 132 amino acids. The transcript has a single exon. The record is from RefSeq and is a predicted model, not a curated record.